Prunus armeniaca (apricot) is the source of this 1380-nucleotide messenger RNA. NCBI's taxonomy places the organism in Eukaryota, Viridiplantae, Streptophyta, Magnoliopsida, Rosales, Rosaceae. The record is from the annotation of a GenBank genome assembly.
AUGGAGGAUCCUGUGACUUUCAAACAUGCUAUGGAAAGUGACAAAAAUGAACAUUUGAUGGCAUCUAUGGAAUCUGAACUUGAGUCAUUGAGCAAGAAUGGAGUUUGGAGACUUGUUAAACUGCCACAAAAUAGCAAACCUAUAGGCUGCAAGUGGGUUUACAAAACAAAGAGAAAUCCACAAGGAAAAAUCGAUAGAUACAAGGCUAGGCUAGUGGGAAAAGGUUACACUCAACAGGAAUGGGUAGAUUACAAUGAAACCUUUUCUCCUGUUUCUACCAAGGAUUCAUUUAGGGACAUAAUGGCUUUGGUAAUACACUUUCAACUACACCUUCAUCAAAUGGACGUUAAGAUUUUUAAAUGGAAAUUUGGAUCAAGAGAUCUACAUGAAGCAGUCGGAUGGUUUUGUCUUAAAAGGGGGAGAGGAUCUAGUGUGCAGACUACAAAAAUCCAUCUAUGGUUUAAAACAAGCCUCGAGGCAGUGCUGGAUGAAUGCAUUUAUACGAAGUUUAAUGGAACAAAUUUUUUGUUCAUGCUCUUAUAUGUAGAUGACAUCCUUUUGGCAAGCAAUAACUUGUCUCUACUUCAUGACAUUAAGAGGAUGUUAUCUAGUCACUUUGACAUGAGUGAUCUGGGAGAAGCCAAUUAUGUUUUGGGAAGCGAAAUUAAAAGAGACAGAGAAAGGAGAUUGCUUGGUUUAUCUCAAAAAGGCUACGUUGAAAAGAUAUUCAAGAGAUUCAACAUGGAUGAUUGCAUAGGUUUUGAUGUGCCCAUGUCAAAGGGUGACAAACUAAGCAAUGAUCAAUCUCCCAAAAUUGAGCAAGAGAAGUAUGAGAUGCAGGAUAAACUUUAUGCAUCAUUAGUGGGAAUGUCCUUAGAUGAUUUCGAUCGAAUCCAGGAGAAGCUCAUUGGGUUGCAGCUGGAAGGACAUGCAGAUGGUGAUUUUGCUGGUUGUUCGGAUACCAAAAAGAGCACAUCAGGUGUUGCGUUUAUAUUUGCAACAGGAGCAGUAGCUUGGAGAAGCAUUAAGCAAUAUGUGUUAACCUCAACCAUGCAGGCAGAAUUUUUGGCAAUUUAUGAAGCUACUUCUAUGGCUAUGUGGCUCAAGAACUUCAUGUCUAUGUUAAAAGUUAUAGAUUCUAUACAAAGGCCUAUACAAUUGUGGAACAAUAACAGUGCAGCAGUGUAUUUUUUAAAAGGCAACAAAAGUUCAUCUGGAAUGAGGCAUUUGCAAUUAAAGUUUUUAUCAGCAAAUGAGAAAAUCCGAGAUGGUCAAACAGUCUUGAAUCACAUUGGUACAAAUUCAAUGAUUCCAGAUCCUUUGAAUAAAGCCUACCUAAUCAUGUGUUUCAUAGGCAUGUUAAUAGCAUGGGUCUGCUAA